Molecule: messenger RNA, 1687 nt
Organism: Mercenaria mercenaria
Lineage: Eukaryota; Metazoa; Mollusca; Bivalvia; Venerida; Veneridae
Product: serine protease inhibitor dipetalogastin-like
Exons: 13
Coding region: 92-1687 (531 amino acids)
Molecular function (GO): protein binding
Source: RefSeq, a predicted model, not a curated record
AAAAAAUGAUACCUGACGGUACUGCACAUUAUAGCUUAAAUGUAACAGCUGACGAAUCAGACGAAAUGGUAUAAAAGCACACGGUUCUUGGAUGCUUAAACAUUUUCUGACUGAAGCGUUAAAAUUGCGUGAUAAAAUGAGAGCUGUAUUUAUCGUCUGUCUUCUGUUGCUGUCUGUUGGAGUUAUAAGUUCCGAAGAUUGCAAGUGUCAGUCAGUAUGGUCGCCUGUUUGUGGCGUAAAUGGAAUCACAUACAGCAGCCGAUGUGAAGCAGACUGUCUCAAUGUGCAUAUUGCCCAACACCAUGAAUGCCGCAACAACGCUGGGGCUUUACCAUUAGAGAGAAAAUGGAAUAUUUGUGGAUUUGAAGAAACUAUGAAAGAGAGAACAGUCACUUCAGCAAUCUGUACAUUGACUCCAAUUUUAACACUACGAUGUAAAACAGUAGUUUAUCUAGUUGAUAAGUGCUUUUACCAUGGCGUAUCAGCUUGUAACCGGGCUCUUGUUGGCAGCUUUAAUAGAAAUGUAGAAAAGACAUCUGACGGAGAAUGUCCGGAUGUUGAGGACGACUGCAUCUGUACGAUGGAGUACUGGCCGGUAUGCGGUGCAGACGGCAAAACCUAUGAUAACCUCUGCGUCAUGGAAUGCGCUAAUGUAGAGCUUGACUUUGAGGGGCCAUGUGAGAAUACAAGGAAAAAACGUGCAGACAAUGAAGAGGCCUGUAUAUGUACAACCCUCCACGAACCUGUCUGUGGAAAAGAUGGCAAAACCUACGACAACAAGUGUAUGAUGGAUUGCAAUGAGGUAGAACUUGACUUUGAGGGGCCAUGUGAGAAUACAAGGAAAAAACGUGCAGACGAUGAAGAGGCCUGUAUAUGUACAACCCUCCAUGAACCUGUCUGUGGAAAAGAUGGCAAAACCUAUGGCAACAAGUGUAUGAUGGAUUGCAAUGAGGUAGAACUUGACUUUGAGGGGCCAUGUGAGAAUACAAGGAAAAAGCGCGGCGUAGAUAAAGAAAUUUGCGCAUGUACAUUCCUCUACGAACCUGUCUGUGGAAAAGAUGGCAAAACCUAUGGCAACAAGUGUAUGAUGGAUUGCGAUGGAGUACAACUUAACCAUGAGGGAGAAUGUAAGGAGCCCGAAUGUGUUUGUACAAUGGAGUAUUGGCCAGUGUGUGGGAAGAAUGGUGAUACUUAUGGAAACAUGUGCGAAAUGAAAUGCGCAGGUAUCGAGCUUGACUUUGAAGGACCAUGCGAGGAUACACGCAGAAAGCGUUCAUUCUUCGAAUACGAAGAUUGUCAUUGUCCGAAGAUUUACCUCCCUGUCUGCGGUUCCGAUGACGUCACUUAUCCAAGUCAGUGCGUGCGAAAGUGCGCAGGUGUAGACUUGAAGAGUUUUGGAAAGUGCAAAGAGGGCGAGGAUGACGACACAAGUAACUCUGCACAGUCAAGAAGAAGGCGCGAUGAUGAAGACAAGUCUGUCGACAACACAACGGACUCAGCCGAACAGGCCAAGGAAACAACCGAAGAAACAACUGAAAAGCCGUGUCCUUGUCCAAAGAUCUACAUUCCAAUGUGUGGCAAAGAUGGAGUAACUUACCCGAACAGAUGUACUAUGGCUUGCAAGUAUGUGAUAUUAAUUCAGAUUUCCAAUAUACAUUACAAAUACACCACUUUUAUAAGACUAUGA